AUGGAAAGAUUACAAAGAUUAUUAGGACAAGGAGGAGGAUUAGGUGGAGCAGCACCUCCACAGAGUGAUGGACCAGCAAUUGAUAAUUCCGAAACUGUUUACAUAUCGUCUUUGGCAUUGCUUAAGAUGUUGAAACAUGGACGAGCAGGUGUGCCGAUGGAAGUUAUGGGAUUGAUGUUGGGAGAAUUCGUGGACGAUUUCACUAUCCAUGUGCAUGAUGUGUUUGCCAUGCCUCAAUCUGGUACUGGUGUUUCUGUGGAAGCUGUGGACGAUGUUUUCCAAACUAAAAUGAUGGAUAUGCUCAGACAAACCGGUAGAGAUCAAAUGGUUGUUGGAUGGUACCAUUCACAUCCAGGUUUUGGAUGUUGGUUAUCUUCUGUUGAUGUCAAUACCCAACAAUCGUUUGAACAGUUGAAUAAACGUGCUGUCGCUGUUGUUAUAGAUCCAAUCCAGUCGGUGAAAGGGAAAGUUGUAAUUGAUGCUUUUAGAACCAUUGAUGCCACCACUUUGAUGAUGGGCCAAGAACCACGUCAAACCACAUCCAAUGUUGGUCAUUUAAAUAAGCCAUCCAUUCAGGCAUUGAUUCACGGGUUGAACCGUCACUACUACUCAUUGAACAUUGAUUACCACAAAACCGCAUACGAAACAAACAUGUUGUUGAAUUUACAUAAAAAGAACUGGCAAUCAGGAUUGAAGUUGGUUGAUUAUAAUCAUAAAGAAGUUGAGAAUUUGGACAAUACCGAAAAGAUGGUUAACAUUGCCAAGUUAUACAACCAAAGAGUUCAAGAAGAAAAGGAAUUAACAGAGGAACAAUUGAAAACAAGAUAUGUUGGUAAACAAGAUCCUAAGAAACACUUAUCUGACACUGCUGAAAAAUUGAUAGAUGAUAAUAUCAGUACUUUGCUUACAGGAAAUAUUGAUGCUGUAGCCAUUCAAUAG
Molecule: messenger RNA, 939 nt
Organism: Candida tropicalis MYA-3404
Lineage: Eukaryota; Fungi; Ascomycota; Pichiomycetes; Serinales; Debaryomycetaceae
Product: proteasome regulatory particle lid subunit
Exons: 1
Coding region: 1-939 (312 amino acids)
Biological process (GO): proteasome-mediated ubiquitin-dependent protein catabolic process; protein deubiquitination
Cellular component (GO): proteasome regulatory particle, lid subcomplex
Molecular function (GO): proteasome binding; protein binding; metallopeptidase activity
Source: RefSeq, a predicted model, not a curated record